This is a messenger RNA of Rosa chinensis, 1825 nucleotides long. RefSeq lists its product as uncharacterized. Lineage: Eukaryota; Viridiplantae; Streptophyta; Magnoliopsida; Rosales; Rosaceae. The transcript has 5 exons. The record is from RefSeq and is a predicted model, not a curated record. The coding region runs from base 629 to 928 and encodes 99 amino acids.
UCUUCUAACCCCCUCCUGCCUCCUAAACCGAGAGAGAGAGAAAGCGAAGAAUCAAAUCGUAGGUUUUGCGCAGAAGGAAAGAAGAACUGGAAAAGUUGAGGCAUCUGAUUAAUAAGGUUAUCUUCUUCUCUGACUGAUGAGUUGGUAAUUCAAUUCCCACAAUUGGAAGAUAACUCGCAGAAAAGGAAGAAGGGACGGGAAGCUGUCACGGUUUUCUUGCUUGUCGGAGUUGGAGAAAAUGGAUAAAAAAGAACAGUUUGAAGAUCUUCAGGAACGCAAGAGAGCAAUUUCAAAAAGGUUGAUAGCUAUGAAGGACCAGCAGCUGUCGUUGAGCACUUGAGGUUGGAGUUUCUGGGCUCUAGUCCUAAACCAUUUGCAACCCCAAAACUGUAAAAGACACCUUUAUACAAUUUGGUAAAACUGUAAAAGCAAACCAGUAAAACCUUCUAGUAUAUAUAUGUAUAUCUCUUCCCUUUCUUCUUCACCCUACCGUUUUGGUCGAUUCUGUCUCAAAUCCUUGUUCGCAGACAAAACUCAGGAGAAGAAACGAAAACCCUAAAUUGCAUACCCCUUUCUUGUGCUACUACCCAAAUCCCCAAUUGGAGCUCAGCGAUUAAACCCAGUUGAAAUGGCGACUUAUAUGUGGAGGAAAUACGCAGACUACGUGUACACAAAAUGGGAAAGAAUGAUUCUUUGGAACAUGGUGGAGCCCUACACCAGGCCCAAAUCGUUUACGCCUCUCGUCACCAUCUACGUCGCCGCUUUCUACACUGGAGUCGUCGCCUCUGCCAUCACUGAACAGCUCUACAAGGAAAAAUACUGGGAAGAUCAUCCUGGCCAUGCAGUCCCACUUAUGAAGCCCAAGUUUUAUGGAGGACCUUGGAAGGUAGAGAGAGGAGAGGUUCCGGCCGCUCUCCCACCCCCAUAGAAACUGGUGCGACCAAAUUACAUUUCACAAUCCUUCCCCCUAAAUUAGAAAUCCAAGCUCCAUGUUCUGCAUGAUCAUUCUUCUCUCCGUCUCUGUCACCGUUCCAGACGAUGACGACCUAUGGAACUAUCCCGACAGAACGUUUGCCAUCCUCAAACCUAGAUAUCGUUUCACAAGCAAAAGGACAGAUUGAAUUAUGCCUUGGCAUACAAAGACCAUGGCUGGAGAUGAUUCAGCUCCAAGAUCUCAAACCUCCCUCCUCCUUCAACCAAUCAAUCCAAAGAAUCAGGACAAACGUAGCCUUCUUCCGCAUGAACUACGCCAUUAUCAUAUUGACCAUUCUCUUCAUAAGCCUUCUAUGGCACCCCAUCUCAUUGAUGAUCUUCAUCGUCACGAUGGCUGCAUGGUUGUUUCUAUAUUAUCUACACGACAAGCCCUUGGUGGUUGUAGGCUAUGAAAUCGAUCAACGAUUCCUGAUGGCAGCUUUGUUCUUGGUCACAGCCCUGAUACUUUUCCUUACCAAUGUGAAAUAUAACAUUAUAAUGGCACUCUCUAUUGGCCUUGCUUUUGUUUUGGUUCAUGGAGCCUUAAGGGAGCCAGAGGAUGUCAUGACUGUGGAUGAUGAAGAAAGGCUUGCAUCAGGUGGUGGCCCUGUUCUAAAAGUCCCUCUAAAAAUUGCUGCCUCUUCUUCUUAUUCUCUGUCCCAAUAGUGGAUUUGUCAUGUUUCCAAAAUUUCCUUGGUUCUUUUUCUUUUACUUUACUUUAGACGUUUGUAAAUUGAUGGUGAAUUCUGGGUUUGGUGACAUGUGUAAUACAAAGGACGGUGAAUGAGUCUCAGAUCUGUAAAUUUGUAUAUAAUUGAUCUAAAUCUAAUGCAAUUGGAGAUGAAGGUGCAAA